Molecule: messenger RNA, 1503 nt
Organism: Caenorhabditis briggsae
Lineage: Eukaryota; Metazoa; Nematoda; Chromadorea; Rhabditida; Rhabditidae
Gene: Cbr-nhr-120
Product: Protein CBR-NHR-120
Exons: 9
Coding region: 1-1503 (500 amino acids)
Biological process (GO): regulation of transcription by RNA polymerase II; anatomical structure development; cell differentiation
Molecular function (GO): nuclear receptor activity; RNA polymerase II cis-regulatory region sequence-specific DNA binding; zinc ion binding
Source: RefSeq, a predicted model, not a curated record
AUGUCUUCCUUCUGGGAAACCAUGAACUGCACUCACCUGGACAAAUCCAACAAACUGCUACACCCAUCGCCGUUAAUGUGGAUCAAUCGUGAUUCGAUAAACUGGGUUGACGGAAGUUUGUCCUCGCACUCUCCCAUGUCGUCCGAUUCUAUAUCUCCGAUGCGUUCGCCAGCCGAAGACACCCAGAUGAUGGAGUGUUCCUCCAACAACGAACUUCCUCCACCAGCACCUAUUCGCAAAAUUCGCAACGUUCGGAAAAGCGACAAGCAUCAUUGCUCGGUUUGCGGUGAUCGGCCUACCGGAUACCAUUACGACGUGCUCAGCUGCAAUGGUUGCAAGACAUUCUUCAGAAGGACCAUCAUCAAUAACAGAAAUUUUCAAUGUACCAAAGGAGGAAAUUGUCAAUUCACAAAAGACUUCCGUUGCGCUUGUCGUGCUUGCCGUUUCGAAAAAUGUGUCCGUGUUGGUAUGAACCCAUCCGCUAUCCAAUUCCCUGGAGCUGGAACUAAACAAUCACAUGCCGAAGCGGAUGAGCAAGAUAGUGCAGAUGAUGAGUCUCCAGGAAACGGCCAAGAAUGUCAAGAUAACAAGGCCUUGGCAAUAAUCCCAUUUGCAUCAAGCCCAAUCAGAGAAACCACAAUACACACAUACAGAUGGGUUGAUGAUAUCUUCCGUCGAGAGGAUGCAGUCUUGCGACACCGUGUCCCUGGGACCUUGCCAGUUGAAGAAGACUUCUGUCUCGGUCAGUUGCUAAGAAAGAAUAUUCUCAUUGGAGGAGACAGUAUGGUUGAUAGAAAACCUGGAACCCUCUACACCAAAGACCCGGUUAGAUACUGGAUGGUUGUGGACCUUCUCCUUAUUGUGGAGUUUGCGAAAACUUUUGAAUCCUUCAGAAGCUUGGGCGAACUUGAUCAGAAGUGCCUCAUUUCUCACAUCGGAGGGGUGCUCCAUGUAGCAACCCAAUCAUUUUACUCAUAUUUCGAAGCCAAGUCGUCGACAUUGACAUUCCCGGAUGGCAUUAACGCUUUUGAAAGGAAGCUGUCGGAUAUGAAGAAGGAUGAGAAACGGUCCGAAUCUUUUAUAUUAUUCAGAUUAUAUCUGAAUUCCAGUUUUUACAGAAAAGUCUUUCUCAACUACUAUGCCGAAAUGUACAACGCGCCUGUGAAUGAGUUCCUAAAAAAUAAAAUCACCAUGACCGAAUAUGCUUUCUUCAAGUCCAUUUCUCUUUUCUCUCCAGACAACCUGGAGAUGUCCGAAACUGGACGAACUAUUGUCAAUGAGGAGCGACAGCGACUAACCACACUUCUCCGAAAAUAUUUGGUUGCAGAGUACGGAUUUAAAAUCGGGAUGAGCCGAUUCUCGUUCAUUCUGAUGGGGAUUUCCACUUUCGUUAACUUUGGAGAGAAACGUCGGGAUUACAUUUCGUUGAUGAAUGUGUUGGAAUUCGACAUUGCGAACAUAGGAAAAGAUAUAUAUCUCCGAAAACCAAUUGACAUGAUGUAA